Molecule: messenger RNA, 309 nt
Organism: Microthlaspi erraticum
Lineage: Eukaryota; Viridiplantae; Streptophyta; Magnoliopsida; Brassicales; Brassicaceae
Source: the annotation of a GenBank genome assembly
AUGUCACGACCCGGGAAACUAAGACCCGCGGUCGGCCACGCCACAACCGCUCACGCCAAUGCCGUGCGAACCGGGAAACAAAGCCUCGCGGCCGCGCAACCUGUCUCGCGUACCACGGCCGAUGGCACCGUCCGAGCCGGGAAACUACGUCCCGCGUCCGGCCGAGAAUUCAUCGGCCAAGUCUUCAUCCGUCCGACCACAGCGGCCGACCACGAGUGCAUGACUAGGAAGUCCAACAAGGACAACCUAGUUGAACAUCCGGAGAUAGACAAGCUCGAGAAGCUACUUAGGAAGCAAAAUGCCCAAUAG